Molecule: messenger RNA, 726 nt
Organism: Penicillium canescens
Lineage: Eukaryota; Fungi; Ascomycota; Eurotiomycetes; Eurotiales; Aspergillaceae
Product: nuclear transport factor 2 family protein
Exons: 2
Coding region: 1-726 (241 amino acids)
Biological process (GO): response to xenobiotic stimulus
Molecular function (GO): DNA-binding transcription factor activity
Source: RefSeq, a predicted model, not a curated record
AUGCCUGCGGCAACUUUUGGCCGGUCCAUCUUCACAUUGUUUGGCACUCAGACUCCUUUUCACGCUCAAACCGACUGUGACGGGACUGGAAUUGUCGACCCCGACAGCCAUUGCAACGGCACCGGAGUCGUGGACGAUCCAGCCCCGCAUGAACGAGAAGGCUUCAAGUUUGAGAACCCUUCCACCAAGUGCAAAUAUGUGUCCCAGAUGCACAUCUGGGACUCCUUCAAACACCUGGAGAAGGACAUGAGCAGGCUGUUCACGCUGAUCCAUAAAGAUGUGGCCUUCACCGUCGUCGGGCACCACCCGAUCGCCGGCCGUUAUCACGACCUAAUGCACUUUUACGUCAACGCCCUGCGUCGGGUCAGCAUGUUGUUCAUCGACCAUGCAGAUCUAUUUGAGAUCCACCCGCAGCACAUCUAUGGCGGAUGUAACAGUGAAUGGUCGGUGGAGGAAAUCCAAUUCAAAGGCGUGAUGAACUCCGGCGAGAAAUUCGAUAUCAUCAACGUAUGGUUCACUCGGUGGUAUGAAGGCCAGAUGGUUGAGAUCCGUACGUACAUCGACGCGCCGAUGAUCAUGGAUGCGCUGCAUAAGAACGAGAUUUGGUGGAAUGGCACGACUCUGCGGGACAACCUGCUCUACAUGCCGGGGCCAGCGGGGAUGCCCGAUCUCAAGGAAGUCGAACAGCUGUUGGGAUAUCCCAAUGGCAGCAAAUAUAAGGACUGA